This is a messenger RNA of Rotaria socialis, 603 nucleotides long. The record is from the annotation of a GenBank genome assembly. NCBI's taxonomy places the organism in Eukaryota, Metazoa, Rotifera, Eurotatoria, Philodinida, Philodinidae.
AUGUAUCCUCAAAAUUCAUCAACAUUAGUGGCCAUUGGAUGGGGAACAUUGUAUUUUCACGCGAAUUUUAUUCCAGAUCAAUUGCAACAAGUUACUGUCAAUCAAGUAUCUUCCGAUGCUGAUACGUGUUCUAUUACAAUUCAUCAUCCAGAUUUACAAUUUUGUGCUGGAGUCAAUAGUGGCGGUAAAGGUAAUAUUUCCUUUAAAAAUGGUUUGAAACACACUUGCCAAGGUGAUUCUGGUGGUCCUCUCAUGCAUUUUGAGAGUACACAGCGUCGAUGGAUGCUUGCUGGUAUUACAAGCUACGGUAAGGGUUGCGCAAAUCCAUUCUAUUCUGGUGUAUACACUCGCGUAGCUGCUUACACUAAUUGGCUAAAAAGCCAUAUUGUGAACGAUGGUCUGGUUGAAGUUGACGUUUCAGAUUCAGGUGUAAAGCCAACAAUUACAACUAUUAUUACAACUCCCAUCCGUACAAUAUCAUCGACGACUCAAACAGCAACAGUAACAGCAUCAUUUCCAAUGUCUAAUGAUUCACCGUUGACAAUUACUUCAUAUGGUUUUACUUUUCUCUUUGUCCUUGUAACAUUUCAUCAUCACUUUUGA